Molecule: messenger RNA, 2858 nt
Organism: Marmota flaviventris (yellow-bellied marmot)
Lineage: Eukaryota; Metazoa; Chordata; Mammalia; Rodentia; Sciuridae
Gene: N4bp2l1
Product: NEDD4 binding protein 2 like 1
Source: RefSeq, a predicted model, not a curated record
AGCCAAGGCCACCAUAUAUCCUGAUUUUCUAGGAUGGAGAUUUUGAAUAUUUUCUCUCAGUAAACAAACAGGCACCCUGUUGCUUUUGAGUUUGAAAUAUUGGAGAGUCAUUAUGGUGGUCAACCAAUGGGUCCUCACCAGCUCCUGGAACUUAGAACUUAGUUCCCUGUAAAAGCCAGUAGACUCUGCCACUUUCCUCUGGGAUCUGAAACAGUUCCCAGAGAGGCUAUCUCUUUUUUUGUGGGAGCAGAUAGGUGCCUGGGUGGUAUACUUGUUUCUAAUUCAAUAUGAUUCCUAAGGUGUGCUUUUCAGAGGAAGAAGUGAUUUAAAGUUAUGUACAGGCAACAAAGCUUUCUAAGAAUAUUUUUGGCAGUCUGGUAAAGAAGAUACUGGCCCUGGAAGAGUGUGUUAGCCCUUGGGACACAGCCAGAUGUUGGUGUACAUAAAUUUGAGGAGACAAUGGCCUUCACUGUUACUAUUCAAAGUGCUACUCACAUUCUUUUAUCGUCAACAAAAAUUAUUUCACUUUCAAGGUCUAGGCCAGUCGGAGGUGGAGUUGGGGGAGGGCUGUGACAGAAGGUUCUGACUUGUACAGUGGAGGCAGGAAAUUGUCCUAGUGUCCCAUUAGGCGGGUUCCCUGCUUUCUUCAGGGCAAAGGGCAGCGAGUGGCAGUAGGAGGCUGUAGGCAAAGCUAGGGUGUGCGUCACCUAUGUUUUCCGGGCUGUCAGUCUCCCAGUGUACCCAGCUUUUCAGGUAGGGACGACCCCUCCCACGCAGAGCGGUUCCGGCGGGUGGGAAGGAGGGGCUGGGCUCCGAGCGCCCGCCCCUCCAUCUAUCACAUGGCCGGAGAGUCACAAAAACAACAGCUUUGGCCAAGACCGUGACUUCAGGAAAGGGAACCCAGGGCCCUCGCAGACAGCCCCCUCCCCAUGGAGGACAGUUUUCUUGAAUCCUUUGGGAGGCUGAGCCUCCAGCAGCAGCAGCAGCAGCCGCCUCGGCCGCCGCCCCCGCGGGGGACACCUCCGCGCCGCCACAGCUUUAGGAAACACCUCUACCUCCUGCGAGGCCUCCCGGGCUCGGGGAAAACCACACUGGCCAGACAAUUGCAACAUGACUUUCCCAGGGCACUGAUUUUCAGCACGGAUGAUUUUUUCUUCAGGGAAGAUGGUGCCUAUGAGUUCAAUCCUGACUUCCUGGAGGAAGCUCAUGAAUGGAACCAGAAAAGAGCAAGAAAAGCAAUGAGGAGAGGCAUAUCCCCCAUUAUUAUUGAUAAUACCAACCUCCACGCCUGGGAAAUGAAGCCCUAUGCAGUCAUGGCACUUGAAAAUAACUAUGAAGUUAUAUUCCGAGAACCUGACACUCGCUGGAAAUUCAACGUUCAAGAGUUAGCAAGAAGAAACAUUCAUGGAGUACCAAGAGAAAAAAUACACCGAAUGAAAGAACGGUAUGAACAUGAUGUUACCUUUUACAGUGUACUUCAUGCAGAAAAACCAAGCAGAAUGAACAGAAACCAGGACAGGAAUAAUGCAUCGCCUUCCAAUGGUUCAAGAUACUGGCAUACCUAUGCAGAGUUUCCAAACCGGAGGGCUCAUGGCAGCUUCACAAAUGAGAGCUCCUUUAGCAGAAGGGGUGGUUGUCACCAUGGAUAUUAGAGGCCUAUCUUACAGCCAUUCCAAAUUUUCCUAAAUAAGUUUUUACUUCAAUCUUUUGGUAUUUAUUCUUUGUUUUGUUUUAGCCAAAACUCCAAUUCCAGUGUAAAUAGUUGAACCCCAAAAUUCCUGAGCAGAGGUCAUUAUAUUCAUUAUCUUCAACAAGCAUUUGUUAAGUGCACCUGUACACAUGGUCUGAUGCUGGGAAUUUUUCAGAUUUGAUUAAAAUCUUGCUCUAAGGGAAAGAAUUAAUUUGAACCUGAAGUCUAAGAACAUACCCAAGAACGUGAUCAGUUAGUUGCAUAGGUUCAUAAAUAAAACAAAGUGUUUAUAUUAUAUAUAAGCUUCAGUACCACUUUGUCUGAAGUAAUCCAUUUAUUUUUUCAGGAAAUUCAUCUCAACCGGGAAAGUUGGAAGGGUUAGGGAGAAGGGAGAGGCAGAAAAGGUUUUAGUGCUAUUCCUACUUUGGUAAACUAUGUAUUUUAAAAAGUGAGAUGUGUGACUCCAAUGAUACUGAUUUUCCCUUGAAACAAACAGAAAGCACACAUAUAUGUAAGGAAAUAUUGUCUUUCAAAGUGAUCACUUUGGGAAGUAUUCCUUUAUUCUAAUGAUGAAUCACUGUUAAAAAUGUCAAAUCUUUAAUAGCUAUACAAGUUGAGGAAAAUCAGUCUUAUUUAAAGUCACACCUUGUGUUUAACUACUUUUUUCAAUAGGAUUAAACAACUUUUGGCUGUUGUCUAUUAGUGUAAAUAAAAUCUGACUUCAUAAAACAGCAAUUUUUAAGAGAUCUAAUUUCUAAAAUUAUGCUUAUAGAUGUGUGUAAUUAGUUGGCAGCCCAAAUGUUUAGCUGUGCAAAGAAAUAAAGCAGCCCAAGAUAUAGAUCAUGCAAGGAUAUGUAAAAGCCAUGCUCACUGGAGGAUGAGCAGUCUUCAUGUUUUCCGUGGUGUUAUUUAUCUGUGAAUCCAAAUUAAAUUCCAACAGGUUGGAAUCAGAUUAAUUUGGUGUGAGACCAUGACAGACAAGAUCGUGUAGGAUGUAUGCUGUUUAUUGUUGGCCAACAGCUUUUUUUUUCUGGUGUUCUGUGAAAUAUAAUUUUAAGUGUCUUAUAUAAUGGUGCUUUUAUGGUUAUUAAAAUGGCAUAUUGUAUUGCGUUUAUAUGAAAUUUGUCAUUGAGUUUUUUUGGCUCAACAAUAAAAAAAUUUACCUAAA